UUUUACAGAGUGUCAGAGUCUGAAGAGCGUUUUGAGUUUGAGCAUCGGUUCAGAUGACAGAGUGACGGAAACUCGCGGGUCAGCGAAGGGCGUCGCGCGGUGGAUAAAAGACAGCUGAUACAGGGUGUUCAGAAAAGCUUUUGCGGCCCUUACGGUGCCCUGACCGGCCAACAACUCUUAUUUUUGUGGAUACGAACUGGUCCGAACUGGAAAACAUGCUGUUUUGGCACACACAUCCCGAAACUUAUCAACAGCACGCGCAAAAUAAUUAUAUAAGAGAUGCUCUUGCUCCAUUUCUAAAGCACAAGGAAGAGCAGCAGUCAGCUGAGAAUGGAGUGGCUCCUUUUCAUUACGUGCUGUGUGCAGCCACAUCCCCAGCUGUCAAACUCCAGGACGAAACACUCACCUAUCUGAAUCAAGGUCAGUCCUAUGAAAUCUGCAUGCUUAAUAGACAACUAGUGGAGUAUACAGAUAUAAGCAGCAAAUAUGUCAAGAGCAUGGUGCGUGUGGUGUUCCAUGACAGACGGCUGCAGUACACAGAGCAUCAACAGCUGGAGGGAUGGAGAUGGAACCGUCCAGGAGACAGAAUCCUGGAUAUAGAUGUUCCCCUGUCAGUGGGCAUAAUGGAACCUCAAGCACAUCCACUCCAGCUCAACACCAUUGAAUUCCUAUGGAAUCCUGACAAAAAUGCCUCUGUGUUCAUUCAGGUCAACUGCAUUAGCACUGAGUUCACUCCUAGAAAGCAUGGUGGAGAGAAAGGAGUUUCCUUCCGCAUUCAAAUAGACACCUUCGCAGCCAAUGAGCAUGGAGAAUACAUAGAAUAUAUGCACUCUGCCAGCUGCCAGGUCAAAGUGUUCAAGCCAAAAGGUGCAGAUCGCAAACUCAAGACUGACAGAGAGAAGAUUGAGAAAAAGAGUGCUCUGGAUAGAGAAAAAUAUCAACCAUCUUAUAAAACUACUGUGCUCACUGAGUGCUCAUCUUGGCCUGAUGCCCCUUCUGUCAACAGUACAAGGAACACUCCAUCUCCUGGUUAUCACAGCUCUCAUACUUCAUACAGCUUCCCAGAGGGAAACUGUUCUCCAAACCAGCAGGGGGAGCUAUUCCUGCCCAGCUGCUCUGAUCACCUGUUGCCAUCUUCCUCCACACAAGACACACAGCAGUGGCUCCAUCGAAACAGGUUCUCCUCUUUCUGCAGGCUCUUCUUGGGCUUCUCAGGUUCUGAUUUGCUAAAAAUUGGUAGAGAUGACUUAAUUCAGAUCUGUGGUCCAGCUGACGGGAUCCGUCUUUUCAAUGCAAUCAAAGGGAGGUGUAUACAACCACGUCUUACUGUCUAUGUAUCUCAGCUACAGCACAGGAACCAAGCACACACCAAAGCAGGGGGUGAUGAUGUGUACCAUGCCCUCUACCUAGAGAACCUUACUGUCCUUGAGCUCACUGAGAAGAUAGCCAAUCUAUAUAAUGUUCCCUCACAACAAAUUAAUCAUGUAUACAGACAGGGCCCAACAGGGAUCCACAUCUUGGUGUCAGAUGAGAUGGUGCAGAACUUUACAGAGGAGACUAGAUUCAUUAUCAGCACUUUAAAAGAUGAAAGUAAUGACGGCUACCGUGUUGUACUGAAGUGACCUGAGUAUGCACUGCUGGAGCAUAACAGAUGCCUUUAGCUUAUUUGUACAAGAUUGUACUGUUUCAAAGUUAAAUUAUCACCUGCUGGAAUGUGAAAUUAAUGUAGUAUGAAUGAACUGAAUAAAUUAAUGAAUGUUGAUGGCUUUUGUAUGAAUGUAGAUAACUUUUAGACAUUUUUAAGAGGGAAUGUUGAAAAACUCUAUGGUGCAAAUACGGAAGUCAGCAGCAGUGGUAUUUAGUUUGUACAUUUUAUUUUAUAGUAAUUGUUUUUAUUAUUAUUAUUAUUAUUAUUAUAAAUUGGCAUUGUGGUGGAUCAUAAAACCAUGUGACAGAUUUUUUUAUUAUGAUUAAAAACAUGCUAUAAUGUGCAGAAGGCCUUACACAUGUUUCGUGUUUACAAAAAACUUAAACUAAAUCAAACUUAAUAUAUUUACAUGUAUUAAUAUAUUUAAUGUGCAGCAGAAAAGUUGAUUGGUGCUUUUGCUGAACUCCAUGAGUAGUUAUCUACUGAAAUAUGUUUUUCAUAAGGGCCUCCUUGUUCAUCUCUGCUGGGGAAGUCUAAAUAAAGGCAUUAAAUGAAAAGAAAUAUUUUUGUGCUUUUUCUAUUAUGGUGCCUUUAAGGUUUGGAUUUUGUGACUGAUUAAUGUAUAGGUAUUUUUAUGCAUAGCACCUAGAAAAUGGCUAACCGGUGUUUCCCACUUUACCUUAAAAUCAGUUGCUUUUGAAUAUUUUACAACAUUUGUCUUUCAACAAAGAUCUGAAUAUAUUUGCAAUUUUUCAUAUGUUAGAUUUGGAGCAUUUUCAUAUACAUGUAUUUCAGAAAUAUACUAUGCAUGUUUGGGAGUGUUACAAAGACAGAUAGGCUACACUCAAAAAAACAGUUUUAAGAUUUACGCAUUUCAAUUAAAUACAAUUCUAUCAAAUUGAAUUGAGAAAUAAUAUUAAAGAACUUUA
Myxocyprinus asiaticus (Chinese sucker) is the source of this 2577-nucleotide messenger RNA. RefSeq names its product transcription factor CP2-like 1 (gene tfcp2l1). Gene Ontology annotation, molecular function: RNA polymerase II cis-regulatory region sequence-specific DNA binding; DNA-binding transcription activator activity, RNA polymerase II-specific. The record is from RefSeq and is a predicted model, not a curated record. The transcript has 15 exons. The coding region runs from base 216 to 1622 and encodes 468 amino acids. Gene Ontology annotation, cellular component: nucleus. Gene Ontology annotation, biological process: regulation of transcription by RNA polymerase II. NCBI's taxonomy places the organism in Eukaryota, Metazoa, Chordata, Actinopteri, Cypriniformes, Catostomidae.